CUCGCAAAACAGCAACAACAGAAAGAUGCUGCUGAUCAAAAUUUUGAUUAUAUGUUCAAGUUACUGAUCAUUGGAAAUAGCAGCGUUGGAAAGACGUCUUUCUUGUUCAGGUAUGCAGAUGAUAGUUUUACCAGUGCUUUUGUAUCCAUGGGAAUUGAUUUCAAAGUAAAAACGGUAUUUCGCCAAGACAAAAGAGUAAAACUUCAAAUAUGGGAUACAGCUGGACAAGAACGGUACAGAACCAUCACAACUGCCUACUACAGGGGUGCAAUGGGUUUUAUUCUUAUGUAUGACAUCACAAAUGAAGAUUCAUUCAACAGUGUGCAAGAUUGGUCAACUCAGAUCAAAACAUACUCGUGGGACAAUGCGCAGGUCAUUCUUGUAGGAAAUAAAUGUGACAUGGAAGAUGAACGAGUGGUUACAACUGAACGAGGUAAACAACUUGCCGACCAACUCGGUUUGGAGUUCGAAACAAGUGCUAAAGAUAAUAUCAAUGUAAAACAAGUUUUUGAGCGUCUUGUCGAUCUGAUCUGUGACAAAAUGUCGGAAAGUUUGGAUACUGACCCAACAAUCGGGAACGCAAACAAGGGUACACAACUGAAAGAAGAUUCAUCUGAAAAUGAAGGAGGAAACUGUGCAUGUUGAUUUUCAAGCAAAGACCUUACAUCCAGACUGAAUUAUUUUCCUUUCUAACUCGUUACUGUAGAGUUUAGGUCCUUAGUUUGUGGGCUUUUAUAUCCUUUUGCACACUUAAAAUCAUCUUAUAUUUUUGUGCAUAUAUUUAUGUACCAUCAUCAUCGGGUUGAGGCAAUUGUCAUUUCUCUGUGACUGUUAUGAGCACAAAGUUAGUUGUAAGAUCUUUAUUGUUGUUUUAUGCACUUUUUGAUCAAACCCAUAUCUUAUUGUGAAACAUUUAUUUAAACUGCUAUGAUAAAAUUGUGGGCCAAGAUUAUAUACGUUUAUACUCCAAAUUUCCUUAUUCCCCUAACCAAUUUUGUGCUCUAUCAGUCCGCACCCUUUUCAGCUUGUAGUGAGAGACUGUGAAGCAAUGUUAUACCGGGGUGUGCAAUAAUUGUGAGAAAACGAGUCAUUGUUUUAUUGUAAUAUCCUUAUUAUAUUUUAUUAAAUAAAACUAGAAAUGUUGAAUAUCCAUGCUACUUGUCUUUGCUUUAUGAAAUCAUAAUCGUUUCUUCAAUCAAUUAUUCCAUUACCUCUUGUGAAGUAUCAUCAAUUAAAAAUCCAUCUUAUUGCUUUGUUGCAAGGAGUCUAAGUGCUCAAUUAUAACCACUUUACUAAAGUCACGUUUUUCUAGUUUGAUUGACUCUGAAGUAUGGAUCUGGAAUUUGGAUCAAUUUACCUGUGACACUUAUCUUGCAUAAAGAUCAAGGCAUACAAAACUACAAAAUAAAACUGAUUUUACCUUUGAUGCGAUAUUUCGUGCUGAUACUUGCAGUUGAUUAUUGGAAUGCAUUAUGUGCAGUCAAGAAUGCUUGAAUAUUUGACAUUUCUAGUUUGAAUAAAUGUUUAAAAAAAAUUGUGACCAUAUUUCUUCAUGAACUAAUAAUAUAUUAUUGUGUGAUGUUAUAUUGUAGUUUUAGUUACAAAUAUUAGCAUAGUGUCGAAAAAAUGAAAUAUAAAGAGGACUUUGUAGGUUGACCUUAUAUACCUUUGGUUAUUUCUGCUAAUGUUUGGAAAAAGGUAUAGUUCCAUUUAAUUUGUGUUAGUUUUAUAUACAAGACUGCAUGAAGCAAGACAUUGAGCUUUCCAUGAAAGUUCUGUCAGAAUAGUGUCAAGUGGCCGCUGGUACAUUUGUCCAGUAACUUUCGACAAAUCAAUCACAAGCGCUUUUGCUUUGCACAUCUAUAUUAUUAUUCACUUAUAGCUGAGGGCUCAUGGCCUUGCUGUUUGCAGACUUGUAUUAAAAUUAGACAAUUUUUCCACUUACGAUAAUUAAUAUUCAUCUAAUUUUUCUUGUUCAUGGAAUAUAUAUUUUUUUUUUUUGAAAAGGGUCCAUUUUGAAGUGAUGAAGCUUUCUUUUUAUCAUUGUAAUAUUUCUUUAUUGCCACAAAAAUUUGCACAUACCACUAAUAAUGAAGUUGUUCGCAUGAAAUUUUGAAGGUGCUCUUUGGUUGAAGCCGAUUUAUUUAGAAAUUUUUGUCAUGAAAUUAAUGUCAAGUCUAAAAAUUGAUGAUUUAAACCAUGUCUUGACAUCUAUGUUCUUUAGACAGGUUAUUACUUGAGAAACCUGAUUUCCUAAUACGAGUGUUUAGUGAAAGAUACAUUAAUAUAGAAUAUCUGCGGUGGGAUGUUUGCAUCAAAAUAGUCUGGUAUUUGUUUCUUGCUGUUUUAAAUAAUUCUUAUAGAUUGACAAGACCAUGUUUGCUACAAAUGUCUAGAUGAUGCGAACCAGACUUUUUUGCAAUAGUAGAGUCUUAUGUAAUAAUUGGGCCUGGACUAUCUGUCCUGAGAAUUUAGUUUAAAAAAAUUAAGCGAGGCCGGUAAUAAAAAUAUGACUAUCAGAUUUACUGAUUUUUUUUUCGGAUUUCCCAUUUUCUUAGUCAAAAUUUGUCAUAUUAUGAAGUUGUCAAUAUCAUUCUGUUGCCAAAGUAUCCUAGUUACAUUAUUCAAAGUCAAAGCUUGUUUCAUAGCAGAAAUUUUGAAUACAACCUUAUCUGAAAAUUUACGGUACUCUGAUGACACUCCAAAGCAAUAAUAAGAAUUCCACUACACCCUUGAGACCAAGUUUCGUAGUGAAACUAUGUUUAACAGGGGAAAGGGCUCCCUGGUAAUCAAUGAACUAAAAUUUCAAUGUGUAUCUGAGGAAAGAACAAAUUUUAAUAUGUAAUUGAAUAGAUAAUUCAAUUUGAUAUUUUGGUUUCAUUGUCAUGCUGAAAUGUAUUGCUGUGUAUUACUAACUGAAGCUAGUUUUUAUUGACCAGCUAUUGAGCAUAAGCUGAGAGGUUUAGCAUCAUAUAUGAAACUUGAACAUUAACUUCCUUAGUAUUAGUUUAGUUCUCCCCAUAGCAGUCUGUUUCAGGCAGCUAUGAUGAACUAAAACUGAGAAUUAGCCAAUGAGUUUGCACUUGGCAACAUUGUGUAAUGUUACGAAUUAGGAUACCCUUAUUUUUUGAAUUUGUUAGGAAGAAUGCUUUUGCACAAAUGGCUAUUCACUGUUCAGAUUUCAGAGAUGAAUUAUUUAUUGGUAAUAAUUUUCAUCAUAUCAUUGUCUGAUCUUGAAACGUUUAUGGGAACAUAUGGUUUUAUGUGUUAUUCUAAAAAUAUUGAUGUUAUAUCAUCUAGUUACAAUAUAUUGUGAUUUCAUGAUAUGUUUUUUCUCCGAGUGUACACUGUACAUAUAUGCUUUAUGGAAAGGAAAUUAUUUUAAAUUCAGGAGACUUAAUAUAAACGAAUCAUGAGAAAAUAACUCAUGCUUUGGAUUCAAAUUUUAUCCAAAAGUCCAAUUUUAAAAUCCGAACUGAACUUUUUUAAAAUACCUGUUACCAAUAUUAAAAUAAAUAGCAUUUGUACAGUGUCUCUUUGCUGCUUGGAUGAAUUUUCGUUAAAUAGUAAAUUCAAACUUUUUAUUAAAAAAUCAUGAUGUGAUAUAUGACAGAUAGUCCUUUGUGUACUUUGCUUUAUUAUGUUAGCGUUACAUUCAAACACACUUCUUCAAAUAAGGCACUUUUAUUGUUGUUGUUGAUGUAAUUGAAGUCCCUAAUAGAUGUAAAAUAUUUAAUCAGUUUCUAGAUUAUCGUUGAUAGAAGCAUCCAGAGUAUAGAGCAUAAGUUAUUCUUCAUACUGGCUAACUAAUCCCAUACCCACCUGGACUGGUAACCGGACGAGAGGCAGUGGUUCGCCAUAUGAUUAAGCCGUCUUAUCAGCUUUCCUAAAUAUGUGAAUCCUAUGCUAUUUCAUCCUUCCACAGGCUAGGAUUGGUCAACAGACCUUAGCAUCCACGACAUGCCAAAUUGUAUCUCUAUUUGCUAUUCUAAUGCUUGGUUUUAAAGUGAUAUUACAGGGUUUAAAUUAAAAAGAUAUUUUGGAAGUUUUUUUGCCUCACCCUAUAUUAUAAAAAUUAAUUUUACUACCAUCUACCUGUUACUGAUCACAACUUUUUGAAUUUUGUCUUGAUUUUUGGUGAUAAUUCAACUUUAUUUUUUCAUUGGUGUAAGAUAUUGAUUGUAUUAAUAGCAUAGUGCAUAUACAGUAGUUUGUCGAUGGUAAAUAUGGUCAGAAAUUGAUGCCAGUGCUCUACUCAGUUGGAUGGUGUUUUUUUGUACAUUUAUUGAGGCAUUUCCCUGAUCAAAUCAAUGCAUAUAACACUGUUAGUUCAAUUAUAAGUCCAUACUCAGUGAAAAGCUGUUCUAAUGAUCAAUAAUUUUCUUAAAUUUUUAUUCUGUUAGGUAUAUUAUUUGGUCAAAUAGCGCACCCCAUUGUCUUGUGUUGAACUCAAACUAUCUUGGCAUAGAUUUGAGCAUAUAUAUAAAAUAGCAAUGGAAUUGUAUUCAACUUACAUAUACCGUUCAUGCAUCUUCUACUAAUACUUGAUUUCACCUAACUGAGUUUAGAGUGGCUUAAUUUCUGACCCAGUAUUUAUACCUAUGUAGUGUAGUGUAGAUAUUUUAUUGUACAUUUUGUCUGUAUUUACCAGCUGUACAUUCGUAUCUUAUGAUUAUGUACUAUUACAAAUAUAUGAAUAUCAUUCAUGAUGUAAAA
Molecule: messenger RNA, 4716 nt
Organism: Styela clava
Lineage: Eukaryota; Metazoa; Chordata; Ascidiacea; Stolidobranchia; Styelidae
Product: ras-related protein Rab-3-like
Molecular function (GO): GTP binding; GTPase activity
Source: RefSeq, a predicted model, not a curated record